AUUUGUAUGCCAUUAGACUUUGAAACAAAAUGGCUGCUUCCAUCUGCAAACAAAUUGUCUCGAGUGUUUUUCGGAAGAACUUAUUUUAUAAUAAAGUAGCGAUUGUAACGGGAGGAGCAACUGGGAUAGGAAAAGCGAUCACAAAAGAACUUCUCUUUCUAGGUUGUAAUGUGGUAAUAGCAUCAAGAAAACUAGAAAGAUUACAGGCUACAGCCAGUCAGAUUCAAGAAUGGCUUCAGGAAAAUGGCAACAGCCCAAAACUAGAAAUCAUGCAAUGCAACAUUAGAAGUGAACAAGAUGUGCAAAAUUUGAUUGACUUUACACUAAAAACAUUUGGUAAACUCGAUUACCUGGUCAACAAUGGAGGAGGUCAAUUUAUGAGUAGAGCAGAAGAUAUUAAGCUUAAAGGUUGGAAUGCUGUCAUUGAGACUAACUUGACUGGAACAUUCCUUAUGUGCAAGGAAGCUUAUACAAGAUGGAUGAAGUCUAAUGGAGGUGCUAUUGUCAAUAUCACCAUGGAUAUGUGGAAAGGUUAUCCAUUUAUGAGUCAUUCAGGUGCCUCCAGGGCCGGGGUAGAUAACUUGACUAAGUCUCUGGCUGUAGAAUGGGUGCACGGUGGUGUUAGAGUUAACAGUGUAGUACCGGGCAGCUCCAUAUAUUCUGAGACUGCUGCAGCCAACUAUGGAGACAGUGGAAUAUUUGAAAUGGCUAAACCCAGGGUGCCCAUGAAGAGAUUGGGGACCACUGAGGAGGUGGCAGCAGCUGUCUGUUUUUUGCUUUCACCAGCUGCUGCUUUUAUCACUGGUGUGGCCCUCCAAGUGGAUGGUGGACAGACCCUUUACAUCACACCUAGCUAUGAGGUCCCUGAUCACAAAAGUUGUGCCCCUUACACUUGGGAAUCAGAUUUAGAGACUCAAAGCAAGACAGAGAGUGAAGUCGUGUCUCACACCAAAUCAAAACUAUGAUGUAUCGUUCAUGUAUAUAUACUUCGUUUGAUUGGUUAGGUGAUGUAACAUUCAGGUGUAUUGCACUAAAAAAUAACUUAAACUUACAAGAAUAAUAGAAUACCUUAUUUUGUAUAUAAUAUAAACUUGUACUAUAUUAUAAAUAUGAAAAAGAAAAGAUAUUUCUGAACUGUCUUGUGCUACAGUAAGUUAAAAUGUGCCAUUUCAUUUUUUGAACUAGUACUGGACAGUAAAUAAUAAUAAUAAUAAUCUUUAUUGUCCGUAUGGAAAUUUGUCUUACAAUUUUUGCAUUACACCAUAACUAUAAGAAACCAAAGUGUACAUUCACACUCUCCAAGUCUGUUUUUGAAAUACUUACUCUGUAACAGCAGAUACACACAUCACAUUCAUGUUUGAAAAGGUAAAGCAAUAUUACAGAGGGCUUUUUAUUUUUUUUUAUUUACCUCAUAUCAUUCAAGACUGCCAUUUUUAUAAAUCUUUUUUUAUUAUUUUUUUUGUAUUACCCUUGAAGUUAUCUAAUAUGUUUUGAGAAUAAAAUAAUAAUAUUUACUUUAGUUUUUUUUUAAUCAUUACCUUUUUUAAACAGAAACCAGCCUUAGCCCAUGCAAUUCAAGAGGUAUAAAAAAGGGGCAAUAAUACUAAACACUGUAGUGCUGCUAUUUUGUUGUUCUCUCCCUUUCAAUAUUAAACUUGAAUGGGGCUUGCUAUAAAAGAUUUAUUUCACAUUUUUAUAACCAGUGUAUUGCUAGUACAGAUUUAUUUAAUGAUUUUGUUUUUUUUACUUCCUACUGUUAUUAUAUUUCGGGUGGAUGUUUUGACAUUUCAUAUAAUUUUUAUUUAAUUAUUUGAAAACAACUCCUCUUGUAAUGACAUUUGUUGACCUGUAUGUCAGUCUAUUUAUUUGUACCAACUGACAGUGUCUUAUGUAUAAAAUUUUUGAAAUAAAUCUGGAUGCUACACAUUAGAAAGAUGUGAACACACUUCGUAUAUUAGGUAUUGAAUGACUGUGGGAGGUUUUUUAACACAUGAUGAAAAUUGUACUACAGUUUGAUUGAUUGUUGAAUGCAAUACAGAAAGAAGAUGCAGAUACACAUAAUGUAUUACAUCAGCGGUUCUCAACCUUUUAAGCUCGGCGACCCCUUUUUACAUUAUACCACUCUGCCGCGACCCCCCACAUCAUCCCAUAGACACACCGACCUAUAGAUGAAUAGACAAUAACAAUCCUUAUUUUGGAUGGUCUUAGGCGACCCCUGGCAAAUCGUCAAAGGGGUCGCGACCCACAGGUUGAGAACCCCUGUAUUACAUUAUGAAUGGAUGGGGAAUGUUACACAUUAAAAAGAUGUACUCAUGUUUCUGAUGGAUGUUGGAUUUCUGUGCUCAAUUUCUUGAUAUGAUCAUGUGUCUUGGACUUUUUGAUGUUAUUGAAAUAAAACAACUUUUUGAUGAAAUGUU
Biomphalaria glabrata is the source of this 2417-nucleotide messenger RNA. Its product is annotated as peroxisomal trans-2-enoyl-CoA reductase-like. The record is from RefSeq and is a predicted model, not a curated record. Gene Ontology annotation, biological process: phytol metabolic process. Gene Ontology annotation, cellular component: peroxisome. Gene Ontology annotation, molecular function: trans-2-enoyl-CoA reductase (NADPH) activity. The coding region runs from base 30 to 965 and encodes 311 amino acids. Lineage: Eukaryota; Metazoa; Mollusca; Gastropoda; Planorbidae. The transcript is spliced from 8 exons.